ACCACUGCAUUGCUAGACUUUAUGCUGGACAUCAGUGCCUUGUGUCAUACUCCAAAAUCUGGUGGAUCUUAUUAAAGGUCUGUUAUAGCAGCAAAAAUGGAACAACACAAUAUUAAUACCCAUGUUUUUGGAAUGGAAUAUGUAAUACUAAAGUGUCCACAUACCUUUAAUAAUAUAGUGUAUUAAUGUAAUUCUGCCAGAUGUCACUCUGAGAAGGUCAUGGCUACUUAUUUAUUGUCAUGUUACACAAGUAUGGAUUACCUAAAAACCAUAGUCACUCUUAUUAACUUCCCAGAGUCAAAGGGACAAAUGUCUGUUGAAAAACUGAAGAAACAGCCUACAAUUUUUAAUGUCACGUGAAACCAUAAUAACAUCUUCAAACAUAAGAAAAAGAGCAAGAAACAUAAAGGAAUUUUCAAGGCGAUUCUCUUUUUAACAGUAUGUUGAACUUUUUCCUCACCCAGUGGAGAGAAAAGUGGUCUUUAUUUGUUUCAGCCACAUCACCAGGGGAACCACCAGAAAUAACAAACAAAGGCUGGUGGAUCCUUUUAUGGUUUGUCAAGUGACAUGUAUCUGGUGUUACAUCCUUUCGAUUAGUACUUUCAUAAAAUUGCGCCUUUUAUUAGUGGAUGCAUUGUACCUACAUAUGUGAUUUGUGAUAUGCUAAUGAUUAGAAAUGAGUUUUGUAGAACACUAAUUCAAAAAUAAUAUACAAUUAUCCAUAUUAUACCUGUACAAUCAAUAUUAUAAUAUCAUACAUAUUUUAUGCAAUUCUAUUGACUAUUGCUGUCAUUUUCACAUCUAAUAAUAUUUAUGAUCUAAAAUGACAAGAAAGAUAAAGAGAUCAGACUCACAAAAGCCCAGCUGUGUGUCCAUGAAGAGUGACCAUUCAAUGAUACAGCCAAUUGCCUUCAGAGAUGGACAGUGUUCUGCUGGUCAGAGGCAUCUUCUCACUCUCUAAAACCCUGUUAAACAGACUAGAUAAAAAUUCCACGGCUGCCUCUCCUAGACACUUCCAGACCUCCACCGGGAUGUCGUCAGGACCAACUGCCUUUCCACUUUUCAUCCUCUUCAAAGCCUUCCUGACUUCAUCCUUUCUAAUCUUAUCUACUUCCUGUUCCACAGAGUUCACCCCUUCUACUCCUUAUUCCCUCUCAUUUUCCUCAUUCAUCAGCUCUUCAAAGUUCUCCUUCCAUCUCCUCUGUACACUCUCCUCACUUGUGAGCACCUUUCCAUCUCUAUUCUUAAUAACUCUAACUUGCUGCACAUCCUUCCCAUCUCGAUCCCUCUGCCUAGCUAACCUGUACAAGUCCUUCUGUCCAUCUCUAGUGUCUAACCUAGUGUACAACUCAUCAUACACCUUCUGCUUGGCCUUAGACCCCUCCCUCUUCACUCUGUGCUGUAACUCCUUGUAUUCCUGUCUAUUCUCUUCAGUCCUGUCCAUGUCCCACUUCUUCUUGGCUAACCUCUUCCUCUGAAUACUAUCUUGAACUUCCUCAUUCCACCACCAAGUCUCCUUAUCUUCUUUCCUCCUUCCAGAUGACACACCCAGCACCUUUCUUCCUGUCUCCCUGAUCACUUCUGCUGUAGUUUCCCAGUCAUCUGGCAGCACUACCUGACCACCCAGAGCCUGCCUCAACUUCUGUCUAAAUUCCUCACAACAUUCCUCCUUUUUCAGCUUCCACCACUUGGUUUUCUUCUCCAUCUCUAUCUUUGACCUCUGCUUACAGACCAUCAGAUUCAUCCUACACACCACCAUCCUGUACUGUCUGGCUACACUCUCUCCCACUGCCACUUUACAGUCACUAAUCUCUUUCAGAUUGCCUCUUCUACAUAGGAUGUAGUCUACCUGUGUGCUCCUACCUCCACUCUUGUAAGUCACUCUAUGCUCCGCCCUCUUCUGAAAAUGAGUGUUAACCACAGCCAUGUCCAUCCUCUUAGCAAAGUCCACUACCAUCUGUCCUUCAAGGUUUCUUUCCUUAACUCCAAACUUGCCCAUCACCUCCUCAUCACCUGUGUUCCCCUCACCAACAUGUCCAUUAAAAUCUGCUCCUAUCACCACUCUCUCCCCCGUGGGAAUACUCUCUAUCACCUCAUCUAAUUCACUCCAGAAUCUCUCUUUCUCCUCUAACUCACCACCUACCUGUGGGGCAAAACCACUAACAACAUUCAACAUCACCCCUUCAACCUCUAACUUCAGACUCAUCACCCUGUCUGACACUCUCAUCACCUCCAGAACAUUCAUAUUCACAUUCAUUCCAUCAUAUCAGCCAGCUCUCUACCUUUCCCUGUCAUAGUACCAACAUUCAGAGUUCCUAUUCUCAGUCCUACACUCUUACCUUUCCUCUUCUCUCUCUGUCUACGCACUCUCCUCCCUCCUCUACUUCUUCAACCAACAGUAGCCCAAUUUCCACCAGCACCCUGUAGGUCAACGGCGCCGAUGGCGGUCGUUGUUAACCUGGGCCUCGACCGAUCUGGCUUGGGACCGGCACAGAAGUCACUGGACUGUGACCCCAUGGCUAGAUUGUCAUAAUGAUGGUAUAGAGACCACAAAAUAAAUCAUCAUACAUCCACAGCCAAAGUCAUUUGAAGUCCAUAUUCAAGGAUGUGGAAAACAAAGUCAUCACUCUAAUAAAGAAUGAGCUGAAGUGGUUUAAAGACCUCCUGAGUCCAGAUUACCCAUCAGCCACUGAGAGGGAGUUUGAGGAUCAGGAGGAUCUGCACAGUGUCAGAGAGGGAGCGCUGAAGAUCACACUGCACGUCCUGAAGAACAUGAACCACACAGAUCUUGCUAACACACUGCAGAACAAGUUGAACCCGGUUUCUGUGUAUCAGCAAAAAUACAAAUCCAACCUGAAAGAAAAAUGUAAAAGAAUUAAUGAAGGAAUUUCACAGACUGGAAUCUCAGCACUUCUGAAUGAGAUCUACACAGAGCUCUACAUCACAGAGGGUUGGAGUGGAGACAUCAAUAAAGAACAUGAGGUGAGACAGAUUGAGACAGUGUCCAGGAGACCAACAACACAGGAGAUACCCAUCAACUGUAAUGAUCUCUUUAAGGCCAAGUCCAUCAGAACUGUCCUGACUAAAGGAGUUGCUGGAAUUGGAAAAACAGUCUCUGUGCAGAAGUUCAUUCUGGACUGGACUGAAGGAAAAGCAAAUCAGGACAUCACCUUCAUGUUUCCACUUCCUUUUAGAGAGCUGAAUCUGAUGAAGCAGAAAAAUCUCAGUCUCAUGGAUCUUCUUCAUCACUUUUUCCCACAAAUGAGAAAAAUAGGAUUAUUAAAUUGCGAUGCCUACAAAGUCCUGUUCAUCUUUGAUGGUCUGGAUGAGUGUCGACUUCCUCUAAAUUUCCAGAAGAAUGAGAGAUUGUGUGAUGUGACAGAGUCAGCCUCAGUGGAUGUUCUGCUGACGAACCUCAUCAAGGGGAAUCUGUGUCCUUCUGCUCUCCUCUGGAUAACCUCUCGACCAGGAGCAGCCAAUCAGAUCCCUCCUGAGUGUGUAGACCAGCUAACAGAGAUACGAGGCUUCAGUGAUCCUCAGAAAGAGGAGUACUUCAGGAAGAGAAUCAGUGAUGAAAACCUGGGCAAUAAAAUCAUCAGACACAUGAAGUCUUCAAGAAGCCUCUACAUCAUGUGUCACAUCCCAGUCUUCUGUUGGAUCUCAGCCACUGUUCUAGAGAGAAUGUUGGGUGAAGCAGAGAGUGGAGAGAUCCCCAAGACUCUGACUCAAAUGUUCACACACUUCCUGAUCUUUCAGUUCAAACACAAGGACCAAAAGUACCAUCAGAAAUGUGACCCUGAUCCUCAGCAGACCAGAGAGAGUAUCCUGGCACUGGGAAAACUGGCUUUCCAGCAGCUGGAGAAAGGAAACCUGAUCUUCUAUGAGGAAGACCUGAGAGAGUGUGGCAUUGAUGUCAGAGACGUGUCAGUGUACUCAGGAGUGUGUACCCAGAUCUUCAGAGAGGAGUUUGGGCUUCACCUGGGGAAGGUCUUCAGCUUUGUACAUCUGAGUGUUCAGGAGUUUCUGGCUGCUUUAUACACAUGUUUGUCCUUCAUUGGUAAACAUGUAACAGAACAACAAACGACUGGUCUGUCUGAUCUUUUCAUCAAGUCAAGCAUGUCUGAUUUCCUGAAGUGUGCAGUGGACAAGGCCUUACAGAGUGAGAAUGGACACCUGGACCUGUUCCUCCGCUUCCUUCUGAGUCUCUCACUGGAGUCCAAUCAAACUCUAUUACAAGUCUUAAUGCCACAGACAGGAAGUAGCUCUCACAGCAAACAAGAAAUAGUCGAGUACAUCAAGGAGAAGAUCAGGGAGAAUCCAUGUCCAGAGAAAUCCAUCAAUCUGUUCCACUGUCUGAAUGAACUGAAUGAUCAUUCUCUAGUGCAGGAAGUACAAAGGUAUGUAAACAGUGGUGUUUACAGUCGUCUCAGUGGAACCAGUCUCUCUCCUGCUCAGUGGUCAGCUCUGGUGUUUGUGUUACUGAACUCAGAACAGGAGCUGGAUGAAUUUGACCUGAGUAAAUAUUAUCCAUCAGAUGAAUGUUUUCAGAGGUUGCUACCAGUGGUCAAAGCCUCCAGAAAAGCUGAGCUGUGGAGGUGUAAUCUUACUGAGAAAAGCUGGACAGCUCUCUCCUCAGUUCUCAGCUCAAACUCUCUUAGUCUAAGAGAACUGAACCUGAGUUACAAUAAACUGCAGGAUUCAGGAGUGAAGCUGCUCUCUGAUGGACUGAAGAAUCCACACUGUACACUGGAGAUACUGAGCCUGUGUGACUGUUAUCUAACAGAGGAAAGCUGUGGAGUUCUCUCCACAGUUCUCAGCUCAAACUCCUCCAGUCUGAGAAAACUAAUACUGACGGACAAUUAUCUGCGGGAUUCAGGAGUGAAGCUACUCUCUGCUGGACUGGAGAAUCCACACUGUAUACUGGAGAAACUGAGUCUGCAUGGUACCUAUCUCACAGAGGAAAGCUGUAGAGUUCUGUCCUCAGUUCUCAGCUCAAACUCCUCCAGACUGAGAGAAUUGAACCUGAGUGACAAUAACCUGCAGGAUUCAGGAGUGAAGCUGCUCUCUGAUGGACUGAAGAAUCCACACUGUACACUGGAGAUACUGGAGCUGUGUAAGUGUAAUCUGACAGAGGAAAGCCAGACAGUUCUGUUCUCAGUGGUCAGCUCAAACUCCUCCCACCUGAGAGACGUGAACUUGAGUCACAAUAACCUACAGGGUUCUAAAGUGCAAUUGCUUUUUGCUGAACUGGAGGAUCCACACUGCAGUCUAGAGAUACUGAGGUUGUGUGGUUUUAAUCUCACCGUAAAAAACAUUACAAAACAAUAUCCACUCAUGCGGCAUGUAAAACUGCAGGACUCAGCAGCAGAGCCCCCGCCCCAUGUGAGGUGUGAACCCGGAUCUCUGUGGUUGAUGCGUGCGUCGGCACGCCUUGAAGAAAGACCCAGUCUGAGAGAACUGGAUCUAACUGUUAAUAAAUUAGGGGAUUUAGGAGUGUGGAGGCUGUUUAGAGGACUGAUGAACCUGGAGAAACUGAGUCUGUGGGACUGUAUCCUGACAGAGGAAAGCUGUAGAGCUCUGUCCUCAGUUCUCAGCUCAAAAUCCUCCAGACUGAGAGAACUGGAACUGAGUCACAAUGAACUGCAGGAUUCAGGAGUGGAGCUGCUCUCUGAUGGACUGAAGAAUCCACACUGUACACUGGAAAUACUGGAGUUGUGGGACUACAGUAUUACAGUUAAAGGUUACAAUUCUCUGGCUUCAGCUCUGAGGUCAAACUCCUCAUCACACCUGAGAGAACUGAAUCUUCUGAGCAGUUAUAAACCAGGAGAAUCAGGACUGCAGAUGUUCUCUGAUCUACUGAAGGAUCCAAACUGUAAACUGGAGAAAGUAGAAACACCAAGAAGUCUUUCCUCAUUACAUACGAUGUAUAAUCAGAGUCUCACCUCACGAAAGCAGUUUUGGUGAACUGCCAGGACACAUCCCACAUGUCCGACUGUUUGGGAGCUGAAUUCAAUUCAAUUUGUAUAAAUCCCAGAUGUGAGCAAGCCACAGGUGAGGGUGGUGAGAAAAAACUCCUCACCACGCUGGGAUUAUAAACACUGAGAGUGGGAUUAUAAAUCAUUAUAAACACUGAGAGUGUGAUUAUAAAUCAUUAUAAACACUGAGAGUGGGAUUAUAAAUCAUUAUAAACA
This is a messenger RNA of Hemibagrus wyckioides, 6191 nucleotides long. Its product is annotated as NACHT, LRR and PYD domains-containing protein 14-like. Gene Ontology annotation, molecular function: protein binding. Lineage: Eukaryota; Metazoa; Chordata; Actinopteri; Siluriformes; Bagridae. The transcript has 15 exons. The record is from RefSeq and is a predicted model, not a curated record. The coding region runs from base 2773 to 5964 and encodes 1063 amino acids.